GAAAAGAAGCACUGCGACUUGUUGUUGUUUGUCGAUUCUAGCGCCUGGAUCCGGCUAAGAAUAACCAUCACCGUCAGUGCGAGGGCGGAGCACAGGAACGAUGGAAGUUCAGGAACUGGCCUUACCUUGCCUGGCUGGCCCUGCUGGCCUUGUCCACUGCUGACUGCGGCACACCUAGGUCUGUCUCUCCCGCUCUGCGCUUCUCCUGCUACCGGAGCUAUGUCUACGUGGUCCAUAGCGGGCGAGGGAGGGAUUGCUUGUAAGGCUGGGCUCUUGGCCCACGACUACCAACGACUGACGGCUCUCGAAAAGUGCAGGCCUCUGACGCCUCGCCGCGCUCGUCUUAUAAUAAUGGAGCGCGUCCACCAUGUAAGUCCAUGUCUUCAAGACUGCGCAAGAGACGGCUCCGUGCCCGAUGCGAUACACGACCAGCACCAUAGCGCGUUGAGCAGGGCCCAGCGGUAGCAGUAGUGGUAGCAGUGGUAGCAGCAGCGGCAGACAUGUCCGACAGGCAACGGGGCUAUGAGCAUGCACGCCAUCAAGACGAACGACUGGGGGCGGCGGCAGAGAUCCACGACAUCGAUGAGACGGCCCACGACGACAUCUUCCACAGCUGCACCUCCUUCCCGGCAUCGAGCGUGCCUGCGGACACGGCGGCAGCACCGGCAACGACGAGAUAUGGCGAGACGGGCGAGCAUCUGGGACAUUGGCCUGAACGAGACAGGAGUAGUGUCACAUCUCCCCGGGACAGAGCGCGAGGCGUGUCUCUGAGGCCUUCGUUGUUGAAGAAGAGCACGACGCAUGCGGCAACGACGACGACGACGACGGCGUCGACGACACUGACACCGACACCGACGACUACGACGACUACGACGACGAGUCCUCCGCGAGCACCGGCAGGAAUCGAGCUACAGGAAGUGGGUCUGGGACCUCCAAUAUUUGCGCCAGGAAGCUCGAGCUCGCAGGCCCAGACGGCAACAGCCACACUGGACUACGACGUGUUGAAACGGCCUCGUUCAGCGCGUGGCACGUCUGCACUUCCGAACUACCAGCGAUGGGUGGCGAAACAGGCGCGACGACAUCUGCCACUUAAGCGCGUGAAAGCAGCCUUCGCCAGUGCCAAGAAGGCUGUGCUGCGCAUACGCGAAAUCCAGCCCACCAAGGAUGGUCGACAUAUACCGCUGGACACUUCGAGGCAGCGACCCCUGACUGACGAGCGGACGGGCAAGCCAUACAUCGGUAACUCCAUCCGGUCAUCCAAAUACAAUGCCUGGAACUUCUUGCCGAGACAGCUGUUUGCCCAGUUCUCGAAGCUGGCCAACUUCUAUUUCCUGUGUGUCUCCAUUCUCCAGAUGAUCCCAGGACUGUCGACGACGGGCACCUUCACCACCAUCGUGCCUCUGCUGGUCUUCGUAUCGUUAAGUAUCGCCAAGGAGGGCUACGAGGAUCUCCGCCGUCACAGGCUGGACAAGGCCGAGAACAACGCCAAGGCCAAAGUCCUUCGCGCGCACAGUUCAGGAGCUACUGAGAAGGGCCGCCACAGUCACAUCAAGCAUGCGGCGGACCACUCCACCGCCACGGACGGCCCAAUGCAUUGGGCUCUGGUCAAAUGGCGCUCGCUGCAGGUCGGCGACAUCGUGAAACUCGAGCGCAACGACGCUGCGCCUGCUGACUUACUGCUGCUUUCCAGUCGGGGAGUCAACAACACGGCCUACAUUGAGACGAUGGCGCUUGAUGGCGAAACGAAUCUCAAGGCCAAACAGCCAAGUCCUGUCACCACUGGUAUGGCAAGGGAUAUCGAGGCACUGGCCAAUGCGCAUAUGAACGUCGUUGUCGAAGACCCCAACAUCGAUCUAUAUUCGUUUGAAGGAAGGGUCACCGUCGAUGGUAAGACCACGGCGCUGACAAACAACGAGAUCAUCUACCGCGGCAGCAUCCUGCGCAACACCCCCGAGUGCAUUGGCAUGGUCAUAUACAGUGGCGAAGAAUGCAAGAUUCGGAUGAAUGCCAACCGGAACCCGCGCAUCAAAGCACCUGCCCUGCAAGCCGUCGUGAACAAGAUCGUCAUCGGUAUGGUUUUGUUUGUGCUCUUCCUAUCCCUCUUCAACUCCAUCGCCUAUCAGGUGUGGCAGAAAUCCACAGAGGUGAAAGCGUGGUACAUCGAGGACGCGCCCGUGAGCUUUGGGCCGUUGCUGACGAGCUUCAUCAUCAUGUUCAAUACUCUGAUCCCGCUGUCGCUCUAUGUCAGUUUAGAGGUCAUCAAAUUGUCCCAGAUGGGUCUCAUGAACAAGGAUCUUGACAUGUACGAUGCAGAGAGUAACACGCCAUUCGAGGCAAGAACUUCGGCCAUCAAUGAAGAACUUGGUCAAGUCGGCUAUAUCUUCUCCGAUAAGACUGGUACGCUCACGGAGAACGUCAUGAAAUUCAGAAAGAUGUCUGUUGCUGGCACUGCUUUCCUGCACGACGUUGAUCUUCGAGAAGACGUCAGCAAGGAAGAUAUGAUGCUGCAAAACGAGCACAGCCACAGCAAAGGCAAGCGCCCAGCCAGGGGUUCAAGGUCGCAAUCGCGGCCGCGCUCUGCAGCUCGAGACACAGAAUCGCGCGACUUCAGAAACAGCACCGAUGCGGCGACGAGCCCAGCCAGAAGUGCUUCACAUCCGUGGCCUCAAUGGCGAUCCUCCGCCGUGCCCGCCAUGACUCAAAUGGAGCAGAGUACCCAAGAACUCAUUCAGCAUCUUCAGCGCUGGCCACACUCUCCCUUCGCGAAGAAAGCCAACAUGUUCAUCCUCUCUAUCGCUCUUUGUCACACUUGCUUGCCAGAACGUGCUGAAGAUGGCGAAGAUGAUCACAUCACGUUCCAGGCAUCAAGUCCCGAUGAGCUUGCACUAGUGCGAGCAGCGCAGGAGCUUGGCUAUCUUGCCUUUGAGCGAGAUGCAAAUCUCCUCACACUGAAGUUCUUCCCAAACGGACCGGAUGCGGAAGGAGUUUUCGAAACCUACGAGGUUUUGGAUAUCAUCGAGUUCUCCAGUAAACGAAAACGCAUGUCCGCGAUCAUCCGAAUGCCAGAUAGUAGGGUCGUCGUGAUAUGCAAAGGCGCAGACUCUGUCAUUAUGAAACGACUACGUUUGGCUAACCUGGCCCAUCAAAAACUUGCGGAGAUUGAGCAACGCACGAUGAACCGCAAGUCCAUGGAAGCACAAGAGGCACUCUGCAGGCAGAACAGCAUGGCUGAGAGGUCUGCAGGCUUCAAUAGCAUGCCUCGCACCCGCAAUUCACUCAGGAGACGACCCUCUGCUAGAAACAGCGUUGGGCCUCUGACACCUACUCGUCACGACGUCGACGAGUGGCUAAGCGAACGUGAGACGGAUGUGACUGACUCACCCAGCAAUAGCUUUCAUUUUCAUCAGUCUGUGGAACGCCCUCCCUUGGCUAAGCGCUCAAGCUCAUAUCUACCGCAAAGCGAAGCUGAUAUCGAGGAGCUGGAUGAAGAUGCAGCGAUAGACGAGACUCUCGUAAUCGAGCGCUGCCUCCAGCAUAUCAACGACUUUGCCACGGAAGGUCUGCGUACUCUCCUGUAUGGGUACCGCUUUCUUGCUGACGACGAAUAUCGCCGGUGGAAGAAGACGUACCACGAGGCUACGACCUCCCUGGUCAAUCGAACGGAGCUGAUCGAGCAAGCUGGCGAACUCAUUGAGCAAGGGCUCGAGCUUGGUGGCGCAACAGCGAUCGAAGAUAAACUUCAGAAGGGGGUUCCGGAAACCAUCGACCGGUUGCGAAGAGCUAAUAUCAAGAUAUGGAUGUUAACAGGCGACAAACGGGAAACUGCCAUCAAUAUUGGCCAUAGCUGCAGGCUCAUCAAAGACUACUCGUCAGUCACUGUACUGGACUACGAAGCUGGCGAUGUUGAGCACAGCAUAGCCGCAGCAAUCAUUGACAUCAAUCGCGGCGACGUCGCACAUUCGGUGAUUGUCAUUGACGGUGGCACUCUCACUCAGAUCCAAUCCGACGGCGCUUUACAUGACUUGUUCCUGGACCUGGCCGUCCUCGCCGACUCAGUGAUCUGCUGUCGAGCCUCGCCUAGUCAGAAAGCCGGGCUGGUACAUCACAUCAGGACCCGGGUGAAGCGCAGCGUCACGCUCGCUAUCGGUGAUGGUGCCAAUGAUAUCGCCAUGAUACAGGAAGCGCAAGUCGGGAUUGGCAUUACUGGAAAAGAAGGCCUUCAGGCAGCAAGAACGUCUGAUUACUCCAUCGCCCAAUUCAGGUUCUUGGCGAAGUUGUUGCUUGUUCAUGGGAGAUGGAACUACAUCAGAACGUGCAAGUAUACAGUCGGCACGUUCUACAAAGAGGUCCUCUUCUACCUUACCCAGGCUCUCUACCAACGGUACAAUGGCUACAGCGGCACAAGCUUGUAUGAGAACUGGUCGCUCAGCUUGUUCAACGGGCCCUUCACAAGUUUGCCCAUCGUCUUCCUUGGCAUCUUCGAACAGGACCUUCGAGCUUCCACAUUGCUGGCAGUACCGGAACUUUACAUCAAAGGCCAACUCUCCGCUGGCUUUGGCUGGAAGGUUUUUGUAGGAUGGAUGUUCACUGGUGUGGCUGGCGCCAUGAUCAUUUUCUUCUCCGCCUGGGGACUCUAUGGCAACACAAAAUUCUCGACUUCCAACGAUGUCUUUGGUCUCGGGUCGAUGACUUUCACCGCUUGUGUCAUUAUCAUAUCCUUCAAGUUGCAAAUCGUUGAGGCACGUUACAAGUCGUACAUGGUCGUUGUCGCCAUCCUCUUCUCCGUGGGGUGUUGGGUUCUCUGGAACGUCAUCAUCGGCAUGUCGUAUUCGCCCAGCCUGAAGUACGGUGUGCAGGGCGGCUUAUUCAUGCGCUUUGGAAGAGAAGGCAUGUGGUGGCUUGCACUCCUCCUCGGCGUGCUUGCUGUCUGCCUCAUGGAGAUUGCGCUUCGAGCGCUCAAAUGCGCAUUCAUGCCGACCGACGUGGAGCACUUUCAAACACUGGAGGAAGACUUGGAAGUACGGAGACGUUUCGAAGAGGCUUCUGCUAUGUGGCUGAACCCUGAUCAAAGACUGAAUAAGACCAGUGCUGAGCUGCAGGAGAUUGCUGCCGAGCAAGGGGGUAGAGAGGCAGAAGGGCAGCAAUUGCUGCGCAAGUCCAGGACAAUGGAGACCCGGAAUGCAGAGGAAGGCUUCGGGAACAUGGCCAAUGUGGCAACCGGGGAAGGGCAUGUGAUGGUCGCUGACGGAGCUCGGCGUCAUACGGAUAUCAUGGAGAUGCUCUCGAGAAAGCGGAGCGAUAGGAUGAACUCACGGUGAUAAUCGAGGCGGUAAUAAUGAUGGAAUGGUACAUAUCUGAACGAGAGGAACACCCGUGCGAACGAACCCCGAGGCGCUGCGCGUCCCGCUCCUGGAUGGGCGAUGAUGUUGGACGGUGUCGCUGUAAGAGUAGGUAUAUGCUGCAUACAUAAGUAAGGUACCCA
This is a messenger RNA of Sphaerulina musiva SO2202, 5482 nucleotides long. RefSeq names its product phospholipid-translocating P-type ATPase. The record is from RefSeq and is a predicted model, not a curated record. The transcript is spliced from 4 exons. Gene Ontology annotation, biological process: intracellular protein transport; post-Golgi vesicle-mediated transport; endocytic recycling. Gene Ontology annotation, cellular component: plasma membrane. Bases 501 to 5318 code for a protein of 1605 amino acids. NCBI's taxonomy places the organism in Eukaryota, Fungi, Ascomycota, Dothideomycetes, Mycosphaerellales, Mycosphaerellaceae. Gene Ontology annotation, molecular function: ATP hydrolysis activity; ATPase-coupled intramembrane lipid carrier activity; magnesium ion binding.